Toxorhynchites rutilus septentrionalis is the source of this 3033-nucleotide messenger RNA. It is a transcript of the gene Dis3, whose product is annotated as exosome complex exonuclease RRP44. The transcript is spliced from 3 exons. Gene Ontology annotation, molecular function: 3'-5'-RNA exonuclease activity; RNA binding; endonuclease activity. NCBI's taxonomy places the organism in Eukaryota, Metazoa, Arthropoda, Insecta, Diptera, Culicidae. Gene Ontology annotation, cellular component: nuclear exosome (RNase complex); cytoplasmic exosome (RNase complex). Gene Ontology annotation, biological process: rRNA catabolic process. The record is from RefSeq and is a predicted model, not a curated record. Bases 101 to 3004 code for a protein of 967 amino acids.
UUUGGCUGUCAUUCUGUUCAUGACCACGCGACGGGUGUAAAUAUAAACAGCUAUCCGUGAUCGAAAUCGGCGCACCGUUAUCGGACAAAUAACCGCCACAAUGUUGACGAAUCGAGUGUUUAUGAAGAAAACUAGAAAAGGCGGUAUAAUAAAAGUGGUCCGCGAACAUUACCUCCGCGAUGACAUUUCCUGCGGCAUCGCCUCGUGUGGAUUGUGCACCGUAUCGGUCGACGGGACGCGCCUCGAUGCGGCUCCGGAGAGUAUCAGCACCGCGUACACCUAUCCUCACUAUCUGAUGCUCGAUACGAACAUCGUUCUGUACCAGAUUGAUUUUCUCGAGUCCGAUGUGAUCCGAAAUGUGAUCGUGUUGAGCACGGUUCUGGACGAGGUGCGCCACCGUAGUCCGGCGAUUUUCAAGCGGCUGAAAAAGAUUCUGGCUGAUCCGGAGAAGAAAUUCUUCACAUUUGUGAAUGAACACCACAAGGAUACGUACCUUAGCAAGGAUGUGGGCGAAUCGGCCAACGAUAGGAACGAUAGAAUGAUUCGGAGGGCCGCCUUUUGGUACGAGAAACAUAUCAAGGAGGACGGAGGGAAGCUGCGGAUUGUUAUUCUGACGGAUGACGCGGAAAAUCGGAAUCGGGCGCGGCAGCAGAAACUAUCCGUUUCGUCGGUGGCGGAUUAUGUGAGUUCGUUGAGCGGUUUCCCCGAGUUGAAGGAUAAAGUUUUUAACACCGAGCAAUGGCAGGACGAGUCGAAGAUUAUCUUCAGUGCGCACUUGACGGCUUCGCAGAUUCACGAGGGCAUUAAGAGGGGUGAGUUGCUGCAGGGAAGUUUCUUCGCAUCCAGAGAUAAUUAUCUCGAGGGUAAUGUGCGUGUCGAAAGCAUUGAAGAGCCGGUUCUGAUUCAGGGAAGAUUGAAUCUGAACAGAGCGGUUGAUGGAGACGUGGUUGCGAUUAAAAUGCUGCCGAAAAGUGAGUGGAAAUGUCCUAGCAAAGUUGUGCUGGUCGAUGAACAGAAUGUAGAUGACGCGAUGGAGACACCGGAUCCGGAAUUUGACGAAGAAGUUGGAGAGGAUGCUACACCGACCGCAGCCGUUGUUGGAAUUAUCAAGCGGAAGUGGCGACAGUAUUGUGGAAUUUUGGCCGCGAAUCCACUGACGCAGUCCACGCGACAUCUGUUCAUUCCAUCGGAUAGAAAUGUGCCGAGAAUUCGGAUAGAAACCCGACAAUCGGAACACCUUGCUACGCAAAAGAUUGUCGUAGCGAUUGACUAUUGGCCUAGACACUCCAAGUAUCCGAUUGGACAUUUUGUCCGCGCACUGGGUGGAAUAGGAGAGAAGGACACGGAAAAUGAGGUCAUACUGGUGGAACACGAUGUGCCGCAUGGGAGCUUUUCGGCGGAAAUCCAAAGCCAACUUCCGAAGCUUCCUUGGAGCGUGGAUGCUGUUGAGUACAAGAAACGUGUAGAUUUGCGAGACAUUACGAUAUGUUCGGUUGAUCCCCCCGGGUGCACGGAUAUUGACGAUGCACUUCACGCAAGGACGCUUGAGAAUGGAAACAUAGAAGUGGGUGUGCACAUUGCAGAUGUCACGCACUUCAUAAAACCGGGAACGGCACUUGACAAAGAGGCUGCACUCAGAGCGACUACGGUUUAUCUGGUGGAUAAGCGAAUCGACAUGGUCCCGGAUGUUCUCAGUUCCAAUCUGUGCUCUUUGCGAGGAGGUGAAGAACGACUUGCCUUCUCCUGCGUGUGGGAGCUGGACGACAAUGCAAACAUCUUGAAAACACGAUUCCAUAAGUCAAUUAUCCAAUCGAAAGCUGCCCUGACAUACCAAGAGGCUCAGCUCAUCAUUGACGAUCCUUCCCAGACCAAUCAAACGGCAAAGUCUCUCCGGUUGCUGAACAAAUUGGCUAAACUUCUGAAGCAGCGCAGGAUUGAGAACGGAGCAUUGGUUCUGGCGUCUCCGGAAAUAAGAUUUAAUAUUGAUAGCGAAACACAUGAUCCCAUUGAUGUUGUAGCGAAGAAAAUGUUGGAGACAAAUUCAAUGGUGGAGGAGUUCAUGUUGCUCGCUAACGUAUCGGUGGCGAAAAAGAUAGAGGAAGAGUUUCCCGAAUGCGCCCUGCUUCGACGUCAUCCCUGUCCUCCGGAUGCAAAUUUUGAGCCGCUGAAAAAAGCCGCUACCUAUCAAGGGUUUGAAAUCAUCACCACCAGUGGCAAGCAAUUGGCCACCAGCUUAGACUUGGCGGUCAAAACGGAUAACCCUUACUUCAAUACGCUGCUAAGAAUUCUGACUACACGCUGUAUGAUGCAAGCUGUGUACUUUAUCAGUGGAACGAUCCAACAGCAGGAAUACUUCCACUAUGGUUUGGCUUCUCCAAUAUACACGCAUUUCACCUCUCCGAUCCGACGGUACGCGGAUGUGAUCGUGCAUCGCCUGCUGGCCGCUUGCAUAGGCGCAGACAGCACCUAUCCGGCUCUGCUGGACAAACAAAGCAGUUCGCAGCUGUGCAACAAUCUCAACUACCGGAACCGGAUGGCCCAGUAUGCGGGCCGAGCGUCGGUCGCACUGCACACGCAUCUGUUCUUCCGCGACAAAACCGAAGAUGAGGAGGGCUACGUGCUGUUCGUCAAGAAGAACGCUCUGCAGGUGAUCAUUCCCAAGUACGGACUGGAGGGAACCAUCUACGUGUCGGGGAAAAACAACGAGACGCUCAAAGACGGACCCACCUUUGUGUACAGCGAGGAAACCCAAACCCAAACCUGUGGCGAGGUGGAGUUCCACGCGUUCGAUCGGAUCGUGGUGCGGUUGAGUUUGGACUCGACCAACGUCCAACAUCAGCGGCUGGUGUUCGAACUGGUCAAGCCGUACAUCGCAGGGUUUAGCGUUUCGGCGCUGGAGACUAACAGUGAAACGGCAACAACGAAGCGGAAGAGUGUCGGCGCCGAUGGGGAGGAGAAAGCUGCCAAGAAAAAUAAGAAAGCCGCCAAAGGAAAGAAAAAGUGAAUUAAUGAGCAAAAAAUUCCGUUUAAAAA